Daphnia magna is the source of this 643-nucleotide messenger RNA. RefSeq names its product peptidyl-prolyl cis-trans isomerase H. Gene Ontology annotation, molecular function: peptidyl-prolyl cis-trans isomerase activity. The transcript is spliced from 4 exons. The record is from RefSeq and is a predicted model, not a curated record. Gene Ontology annotation, biological process: protein folding; protein peptidyl-prolyl isomerization. The coding region runs from base 60 to 611 and encodes 183 amino acids. Gene Ontology annotation, cellular component: intracellular membrane-bounded organelle. NCBI's taxonomy places the organism in Eukaryota, Metazoa, Arthropoda, Branchiopoda, Diplostraca, Daphniidae.
UUGCUAAAGGUUACCUACGACGCUUAGUCUGCUUGCUAAGCUAACGAGGGCUGAAGAAAAUGCCAACAUGGAAUCAGAUACAAGGCCAGUUGAGGCAUCCCAAUAAUCCUGUGGUGUUUUUGGAUGUAACCGUGGGAUCAACAGAUAUAGGACGGAUCAUCAUAGAGCUGUUUGCCGACGUUGUACCGAAGACCGCUGAGAACUUUCGGCAAUUCUGCACAGGAGAAUUCAAACGUGAUGGGUUACCCACGGGAUAUAAAGGAACCUCGUUUCAUCGAGUUAUUAAAGAUUUCAUGAUUCAGGGGGGUGACUUUCUUAAUGGUGAUGGAACUGGAUGUUUAAGCAUUUAUGGGGAUAAUUUCAAUGAUGAAAAUUUCAACUUGAAACAUGAUUCACCUGGACUCUUAUCGAUGGCAAACAGUGGCCGUGAUACAAAUGGCUCUCAGUUCUUUAUUACAUGUGCCAAGUGUGAUUUCUUAGAUGGGAAACAUGUUGUGUUUGGCAGGGUUCUUGACGGCUUGCUUGUGGUGAGGAAGAUAGAGAACGUCCCAACUGGACCAAACAAUAAACCCAAGAUUCCAGUUUCUGUAUCCCAAUGUGGUGAAAUGUGAUUAAAAACUAAUACAUAAUUGUUUCUACCAUU